This is a messenger RNA of Medioppia subpectinata, 268 nucleotides long. The record is from the annotation of a GenBank genome assembly. Lineage: Eukaryota; Metazoa; Arthropoda; Arachnida; Sarcoptiformes; Oppiidae.
GAAAAUGUUUAUCGGCGGUCUGAGUUGGCAAACAGCCCCGGUGAGAGUCGACUGGGCUCUUGGCCUCUGCUCUAACAAAAAAAGGCUGACUGAAUCCCACAACCAGAAGAUCGAGAUUUAUAUGCAAAACGAGUGCAACGCUUACGUGCCCAUUUUUAUGAUGGCAUUGCCAUUGGCAUCGGGUCUCUGCAUAUUCCCUCUUAAUCCCUCUCCCAUUCAUAUACUAUUGCCAUCACAUACUCACUCACAACCACUCUAUUGGCAUCAC